AUGGGUAUGCUACCGAAGUGCAGCAGUGGAAGCGGUCAAAUGAGGUACUACUUCAAUGUGGCGCUACAGACAUGCUCUCCGUAUUCCUCAAACGGAUGUGAUACGUCGCUGAACUCAUUCAAAACAAUAGUCGAAUGUGAGGAGUUCUGUCAGAGUGCCGGAUGUAAAGCGGGAGACACUGUGUAUAAGGAUCCCAACACCAAUCGGCCGUUUUUGUGCAAUACCGGCUUGCACAACAAUUGUCCGACAAACUACGAAUGCACUCUGAACACACUUACUCAAGAACACGUAUGUUGUGGAUCCGACAGCAUG
Cooperia oncophora is the source of this 312-nucleotide messenger RNA. NCBI's taxonomy places the organism in Eukaryota, Metazoa, Nematoda, Chromadorea, Rhabditida, Trichostrongylidae. The record is from the annotation of a GenBank genome assembly.